Messenger RNA from Cuscuta campestris, 1470 nucleotides. Lineage: Eukaryota; Viridiplantae; Streptophyta; Magnoliopsida; Solanales; Convolvulaceae. The record is from the annotation of a GenBank genome assembly.
AUUGAAGGUCAACCAAAAUAUGAUUUCGAGGUAUAUGUGUUUCCCGUAGAGGUCUCUUGCUCAAUUCAGGAUUUAGUUCGUGGUCCCCCAACUUUACCAAGUUUGAUCCUGAUAGAGUUACACUUGUUCAAAACAAAUAUGAUAAGCGUGAUAAAGAAACUCAUCGGUGCUCCACUUUCUUCACCAAAUCUAGCCCCUAUGGCUGGGGACAUGAUUGUUCAGAUCGUGGAAGGCUCAACCGCACACACUGGUCCUCUCGUGGAAAAUUUAAGCGAUGAACCACAUGUCGAAGAUGACAUGAAAAGUGGGUCCAAUGUCAUGGAUACCAAUAAGUCACUCACGAUGGAGGAAAUUGUUGUGCAUUCGGUAGCCAAACGCUCCCUUCUCCUUCCUUCUCACCCACUCAUGGAGUUGGGUCUGAGCUUAGGAGGCGGCGGCGGAAGCAGCCCCGCCGCCUUCAUGAAACCCUUCCCUUUUCUUGAAAAAAGGAAAAACCCCGCCCCCGCCGGAACCGGCGACCCUUUGGGCUUCUGCAUGGGCCUUGGAGCCGCCUGUGGCCCCCCUCGAGAACCGCCUCCGGUUCCGUUCGAUUUCCUCCAGGUUCACCCGCGCCGCCCACUCCGCUUCCGGUGGCGCCCGGAAACUCGCGUCCCCGAACCGGGUUUGUUAAACGGUCCGCCCGGCAUGUGGCUGGACAUGAACCAACGGCCGGCGGAAGAGGAGCACGCGGGGGCGGCACCGUCGUCUUUGAAGAUGGAUAUUUCCGACUUGAGAGCCGGAGUUUCGGGGAUGAAGGAUGCAUGUCACGGCGGCGGUAGUGGCGGCAGCGGCGACGGGGAAAUGGAGAGAGGCGGCAGUUCGUCGCAAUUGAGGGGAAGCGACGAGGAGGAGAACGGCGGUGGGUUGGGAAGGAAAAAGCUCAGGCUGACCAGAGAACAGGCGGCUUUUCUCGAACAAAGUUUCAAAGAACAAAACACUCUUAAUCCAAAACAAAAGGUUGCUUUAGCAAAGCUGCUGAAUCUUCGUCCACGCCAAGUUGAAGUGUGGUUCCAAAACAGAAGAGCAAGGACUAAGCUGAAGCAGACGGAGGUAGACUGCGAGCAUUUAAAGAGGUGCUGCGAGAGACUGAAGGAGGACAACACAAGGCUGCAGAAGGAGCUUCAUGAACUCCGGGCACUCCACGCCGCCUCCUCCCACCCCUUNUAUCCAUCACAACCCCCAGAAACCGUUUCCCCCUCAACCGCAUGCGGCGGCGUCGUGAUCGCGGGUGACCGGCCGUCCUCGCCCGCCGCCGUCGGCGGGCGUUAUAUGUUAGUGUCUGUUUAGUCGUCUUCCGUUUGUGGGGUGGGGUAUGUACAUGCAAAAAAGUCUUAAAACAUCUCUCUUUUUUUUUGUAUUAUUAUUGAACAAAUAUCUCUAGAUAUAUAGGAGAAAAGUGAACAUAUCAAAAAAUAAUUAAGAUUGACCUUG